UCAUUAUACUCGGACUGGCAGCUAGCUUUGGUGGAUUGGCGUUAUACGUAGAGGCCGGGUGGAUUCGCCAGGCACCAACUACGACAAGUUCGAACGAAAAGGCUGGUACCCCAGAGGAUCAGAGUGCAGACACGAGAAUAGGUUGGAAGAUAAGAGACAGGCCUGUAUUGGAAGUUCUGUGCAUUAUGGGGGCAACUCAUGCGGCAGGACUUGCCACUCUAGCUAUAAGAAAGGAUUUACUUGCCGCAAUUGAUCUCUUCUCAAUUCCAUCUCUUGGAUUAUUAUUUGUCAUAUGGCUUUAUAGCCAUAUUCUCUAUCCAAACUCCCCAGAUGAUGCCAAGGUACAAGAGGCCAAAGCAUCAAAGAUCAAGAUAAAAGGAGACGGCCCUGUCACAACACCCUUGACGCCAUUAUUCUCGUUACCGGAUCUGCCGCCUUUACCACCAACAACAUCUGCUCUUCUCAAAGGUCUCAGCUUGUGCACAUUAGGAGCCAUCAUCUCAGUGACAGCAGUCGCAAAUUUCAGCCUUAGCGUAACGAUGGCCGUCCUCAGUGCUCUUCCCCUUUGCUUGGUCCCUGUCUCUCUGCACCACCCUUCUGAAACUCCGGAACCAUG
Molecule: messenger RNA, 616 nt
Organism: Acaulospora colombiana
Lineage: Eukaryota; Fungi; Glomeromycota; Glomeromycetes; Diversisporales; Acaulosporaceae
Source: the annotation of a GenBank genome assembly